AUGAAGCAGACAACCACGGCGACGGUACUCGCGGACAACACGGCGAACGUGCCGACGACUUUAGUCUCUUACUUGCAACGACUGAAAGCUUUGGACGAGACGUCCGCAUCUGUCAGCGAUAAAGUGCACUCGGAGGUGGAAACUUUCGUUUUACGAGCUUUAGAGACAACAAAAACGAAUCAGACGACUGGGAAGGACGACGACAACAACAUCAACAACAAAAAACGGAAAUUGAACGACGUGGACGAACAAGACGACGACGAUUCAGACGAAGAGAGCAGGAAGAAAAAGAAAGAACUUCUCGAGGAACGCAUCGACAAGAGCGUGAAAUUAUGCCUGGAAAUCGCGGACGAGAAGUGCGCUUUAGCGGCUCGAGCGUACGAUUUAGUCGACGAACACAUCACAAAGUUGGACAAAGACUUGAGAGUGUUCGAGGACGAAGCGAGGAACAACACGAACGCGAAUCCAAAAAACAAACCGAACGCGCAAGGAGGACAAAACGAUAAGAAGAAGGAUCAAGUCGGGUCGCCGUAUUACGUGAACGAGGCCGAUCCGAACGAACCGACGUACUGUUAUUGCAAACGCGUGAGUUUCGGCGAGAUGGUUGGCUGCGAGAACGAUAAAUGUAAAAUAGAAUGGUUUCACUUUUCGUGCGUCGGGUUGGACCCGACCGUAAAGUUGAAAGGGAAAUGGUAUUGCAAAGAGUGUAAACUGAAUAUGAAACUCAAGAAGAAAUAA
Messenger RNA from Bathycoccus prasinos, 738 nucleotides. Its product is annotated as inhibitor of growth protein 2. Gene Ontology annotation, cellular component: nucleus. The coding region runs from base 1 to 738 and encodes 245 amino acids. The transcript has a single exon. NCBI's taxonomy places the organism in Eukaryota, Viridiplantae, Chlorophyta, Mamiellophyceae, Mamiellales, Bathycoccaceae. The record is from RefSeq and is a predicted model, not a curated record.